CUUCCUCCCCAUCCCGCUGCCGAGAGCCCCAACCCCCUCGCUCCGUCGCGAGUAUUCCUCCUCGCGCGAGCGCCUCCACCGCCGGUAUCUAUCUCCCCUUCGAUUCUCUCGCUCCCGACCGUUUCUCCUCCCAUCACCCCACGAACUGAUCCCGCCCUUUGGCUCCCCAUUUCAGCUCCUUCAUCUUCCCCAAUUCGUAACCGAGGCAAAAAUCAAGGUAGGGCGGCCGCCCUACCUUGUCCUACCGGGUCCUCCGCCCUUGGUGGUGGCAGCAGUAGCCCAGCCGCCGGUCGCCACCAUGUGCGGUAUCCUCGCUGUCCUCGGCGUCGCUGACGUCUCCCUCGCCAAGCGUUCCCGCAUCAUCGAGCUCUCCCGCCGGUUACGGCACAGAGGCCCUGAUUGGAGUGGCAUACACACAUAUCAGGAUUGCUACCUUGCACACCAGCGGUUGGCUAUUGUUGAUCCCACAUCUGGAGACCAGCCAUUGUACAAUGAGGACAAAUCAGUUGUUGUCACUGUGAACGGAGAGAUCUAUAACCAUGAAGAACUGAAAGCUAAUCUGAAAUCUCACCAGUUCCAAACUGGUAGUGAUUGUGAAGUUAUUGCUCACUUAUAUGAGGAAUAUGGGGAAGAAUUUGUUGACAUGUUGGAUGGCAUGUUCUCUUUUGUGCUUCUCGACACGCGUGAUAAAAGCUUUAUCGCUGCUCGUGAUGCAAUUGGCAUCUGUCCUUUAUACAUGGGCUGGGGUCUUGAUGGGUCAGUUUGGUUUUCUUCAGAGAUGAAGGCAUUGAGCGAUGAUUGCGAACGCUUCAUAUCCUUCCCCCCUGGCCACUUGUACUCGAGCAAAACAGGUGACCUAAGGAGGUGGUACAACCCACCAUGGUUCUCAGAAAGCAUUCCCUCAACUCCUUACAAUCCUCUUCUCAUCCGAGAGAGUUUUGAGAAGGCUGUUAUUAAGAGGCUGAUGACUGAUGUGCCAUUUGGUGUUCUCUUGUCUGGUGGACUUGAUUCUUCAUUGGUGGCUUCUGUUGUUUCACGGCACUUGGCAGAAACAAAAGUUGCCAGGCAGUGGGGAAACCAACUCCAUACCUUUUGCAUUGGUUUGAAGGGUUCUCCUGAUCUUAAAGCUGCUAAGGAAGUUGCUGACUACCUUGGCACAGUGCACCACGAAUUACACUUCACAGUGCAGGAGGGCAUUGAUGCACUGGAAGAAGUUAUUUACCAUAUUGAGACAUAUGAUGUAACGACAAUAAGAGCAAGUACCCCAAUGUUCUUAAUGUCUCGUAAAAUCAAAUCGUUGGGUGUGAAGAUGGUUCUUUCAGGAGAAGGUUCAGAUGAAAUAUUUGGUGGUUACCUUUACUUUCAUAAGGCACCAAACAAGAAGGAAUUCCACGAGGAAACAUGCCGGAAGAUAAAAGCUCUCCAUUUAUAUGAUUGUCUGAGAGCGAACAAAUCAACUUCUGCCUGGGGUCUUGAGGCUCGUGUUCCUUUCCUUGACAAAAACUUCAUCAAUGUAGCAAUGGAUAUUGAUCCCGAAUAUAAGAUGAUAAGACGUGACCUUGGCCGGAUUGAGAAAUGGGUUCUACGCAAUGCAUUUGAUGAUGAUGAGAAGCCCUAUUUACCUAAGCAUAUUCUUUACAGGCAAAAGGAACAAUUCAGCGAUGGUGUUGGGUACAGUUGGAUUGAUGGAUUGAAGGACCAUGCUAGUGAACAUGUGUCGGAUUCCAUGAUGAUGAAUGCUAGCUUUGUUUACCCUGAAAACACACCCACAACAAAAGAAGCUUACUAUUAUAGGACAGUAUUCGAGAAAUUCUAUCCCAAGAAUGCUGCUAGGUCAACUGUACCAGGAGGCCCGAGUGUGGCAUGCAGCACUGCUAAAGCUGUUGAAUGGGAUGCCGCCUGGUCCAAACACCUUGACCCCUCCGGUCGUGCUGCUCUCGGUGUGCAUGAUGCAGCUUAUGAAGAUUCUCUAGAAAAGGCUCCUGCAUCCGCAGAUCCCGUCUCAGAAAGCGUUUUCCGUCCAGCCCAUGGGGAAAGCCUAGCCAAAACCGUUGCUCCAGCCGCUGCUGUUUGAGCUCCAUGGUCCCAUAAAAUGCUUUAAAAAAAUGUUGUUUAGUUUUGUUCCAGCUUAAUCAGCAGCUUGUAGUCAGUUCCUUAAGUCAUGCAGUGUAGAAAUUGACUUGUUUUCCUUGAUGCUUGCCAUAAUGUUUCGGUUCCAUAUGCACUAAGUUCGUUUAUGGGCUGAGCAUCGCAUUGUAAAUACAUCUCAGUGAUUGAUAUUCUUCAGUUGGUUAAUUUCAAAGUUUCAUUAGACUCCUA
Brachypodium distachyon (stiff brome) is the source of this 2319-nucleotide messenger RNA. RefSeq names its product asparagine synthetase [glutamine-hydrolyzing] 2. The transcript has 14 exons. The coding region runs from base 299 to 2074 and encodes 591 amino acids. NCBI's taxonomy places the organism in Eukaryota, Viridiplantae, Streptophyta, Magnoliopsida, Poales, Poaceae. Gene Ontology annotation, molecular function: asparagine synthase (glutamine-hydrolyzing) activity. The record is from RefSeq and is a predicted model, not a curated record. Gene Ontology annotation, cellular component: cytosol.